AUGACUUCGCCGGCGGCGGCACGGACUGGCUGCCGGAGGGGUUCCAGGAGAGGAUCCGGGGCCAGAGCCUUGUCGUCGAGGGGCGGGUGCUUCAGAUGGCGCUCAUGAACCACCGGGCGACGGGAACCAGCCUCCGCGUCGGCGUGUGGAUGUGGGACGGGUACAGGAGCAGUCUGCCGGAGGAGGCGGCCAAGGCGGUCAUCAAGGGGGACGCCAUCGCGCGCAUUGUCUCGCGGUUCCUCCCGGCAGGCUCCGCCGACGAGGAGAUGGAGGCACUACGGAAGGGGGGGAGGGGGGUGCUUCUGCCGUGGCACAGCCGUAGGAGGAUGGGUACCAAAUGACGAACGGCCAGAAACAUGAAGGAAAGAAACCACGUGGAGGAAGCUCCGAAGGAGAAGCUGUCAAGACAAACCCCACUCGGCAUCUGGACGGAAGGCCUUGAGGCCGUCGAUGAGUCUGGUGAGAGAUCGUUGUAGGCCGCACUGCCCUCCUUUAUCGCCGCCAGUACCCUGGUGCGGUACCCGGCCGAAUCCGCGACCAUCACGCCAAUACCUUGGAUCUGAUAACAAAGUCGGCGGGAGUGCUUUGGCAUGACGCUGAGCACCUUCUACGAUCUGGAGCCGGCCUACUGCGACGAGUUCCUGCGGAGAGAGGCCCGACGGGGUCUUCGUCGGCCCGUACUCCCUGUGGUCCAAGAAGGAGGACGCAGAGAAGGUAAGGAUGGAAGACGAUGAAAAGUGCGUGGUGUGGCUUGACACCCAAGAGGUGGGAUCUGUUGUUUUUGUGGGCUUCGGGAGCUUCUGCUGCUUCAGCAAGGAGCAGCACUGGGAGAUGGCGUGGGGCCUAGAGGCGUCGGGCCGCCCGUUCUUGUGGGCUCUGAAGGAGAAGAAAUUGGCCGGCGACAGCGCGCCCUGGCUGCCGGAGGGGUUCGAGGAGAGGGUACGUGGCCGGGGGCGUGUCGUCAGGGGCUGGGUACCCCAGGUGGCGAUCCUGAAUCACCCGGCAACGGGGGCCUUUGUUACUUACCUGGGAUGGAGCUCCCUGACGGAGGGUCUGAUCGCCGGAGUACCCAUGAUCUCCUGGCCCUUGGCCUAUGACGAGUUUAUCAACGAGAGGUUGGUUCUCAACAUUCUCCGCGUCGGCCUGAGGAUGUGGGAUGGCUACCGUAGCAGCCUGCCGGAGGAGGCGGCCGAGGCAGUGGUCAAGGCAGAAGCCAUCUCCCGAGUGGUCUCGCGGUUCGCGCCCCCGGGCUUCGCUGAUCAGGAGGUGGAGGCGGUGAGGAAGCGGGCAGCCGCGUGCCGCGCCACCACUCGGGCAGCGGUGAAGGAGGGUGGUACGGCCUACAACGAUCUCACUCGACUCAUCGACGGCCAAAAGGCCUUCAGCCCAGAAGCCGAGUGGGGGGGAGUCUGCGGCCAUCCCCAAACCCAAGAGUGGUACCCGUGUAAUUUGAAGGGAACAUUGUGCUUUCUUUUUUCUCUGCUUAGUGGUUGGUGCCCGUAA
Molecule: messenger RNA, 1503 nt
Organism: Spirodela intermedia
Lineage: Eukaryota; Viridiplantae; Streptophyta; Magnoliopsida; Alismatales; Araceae
Source: the annotation of a GenBank genome assembly